AUGGAAGUCCUUCAUGAAGCCCCAAAUACCUCCUCGUUCGUACCUCUCGCAGAGCAUCAGUCGCGAACUCCUGCCUCGUUCUACUCCGGACCACCAAUUUUACACCACUUCAGCGAGAGAUGCAAAGUGGUUAUUCUGGAGCGUGACUUAUUAGCUUCCCCUGCUCUGAAUAGUCUGCGGUCCACGACGUCAGAGGGCUCAUCGAAUGGCACAGCACAGGGAGAACGCGGUGCCACUGCAGGUACAACAGUCGAUGAGGCAGCAGAGAAUACCAAAGAGCUAUCUCUCCCGGGUGUCAGUGUCUGGGUCACUUCUGACAGAAAGCUAUUGUUAUUUUCCACGGAGACGUCCAGUGGUGUCGCAAUCCCGUAUCCGAUAAUAUCUCUACAUGCGAUCCAACGGCUUCCCCUGCCGAGUUCUUCCGAUAAUGAUACUGUGCAAGGCCUUUACAUGCAAUUGGCCAUCACGAGUGGAGGAGAUGAAAAUAUGGAUGAGGAUGUAGAUGAAGAUAGCAUUUCGCUCACCAUCAUUCCUCUUUCGGACCCCGCUACCCAACCUACCGACCAGGAAAUGUCAGCUGAAGAAGAAGAUAAAAAGACCCAGUCCCAAAUUGAGGCACUCUUUGAGGCUGUAUCUGCCUGUUCUAAUCUCCACCCUGACCCUGUCGAGCAGGACGAUGAAGACAGAUACGAAGAUGCGGAUGAAGGUGAGGAAUUCCAUCAACAGCUCCAAGGUAGUGCCUUGUUCCAAAAUGGUCUGAUUUUCCCUGGAAACAACACAGGUGGCCUACCCCCAGCUCUACCUGGAAGCGGUGGCUGGAUUACCGCAGAGAACGCCCACGAAUAUUUUGAUGAAGAUGGAAACUGGAAGGGUGGAGAGGAAGCUCCCUUGGGUGCAGGAGCAGGUACUGUAAGGCCGCGUGAAGAUGACGAUGAAGGAAUGAAUGAGGCUGGUGCCUCAAACAACGAGAACGGAACGGCUGGGGAUGAAACGAAGUGGCGAAGGACCGAGUGA
Molecule: messenger RNA, 1014 nt
Organism: Trichophyton benhamiae CBS 112371
Lineage: Eukaryota; Fungi; Ascomycota; Eurotiomycetes; Onygenales; Arthrodermataceae
Exons: 2
Coding region: 1-1014 (337 amino acids)
Biological process (GO): mRNA cis splicing, via spliceosome
Cellular component (GO): spliceosomal complex; cytosol
Source: RefSeq, a predicted model, not a curated record